Molecule: messenger RNA, 3243 nt
Organism: Alosa sapidissima (American shad)
Lineage: Eukaryota; Metazoa; Chordata; Actinopteri; Clupeiformes; Clupeidae
Gene: pak6b
Product: p21 protein (Cdc42/Rac)-activated kinase 6b
Exons: 10
Coding region: 985-3030 (681 amino acids)
Biological process (GO): protein phosphorylation; intracellular signal transduction; regulation of MAPK cascade
Cellular component (GO): cytoplasm
Molecular function (GO): ATP binding; protein serine/threonine kinase activity
Source: RefSeq, a predicted model, not a curated record
GGGAACCCGCAGGAACCUCCCAGCCCAGGCACAGAGAGAGGCAGGGAACCCGCAGGAAUCUCCGGUGCAGAGAGGCUUGUGCUGCCUGGUAGCCUCUGCUCUGCUCCCCCGGACUCUUGUCUCUCGGCUGUUGUCAAGCGUGACCAUACAUGAAUGGUUCUGGUGGUCCACUCUGAGAGGUUUGAGUGGUUCUUCUGAAUAUUUUUUUUUUAAUUUGAAUCGCUAUUUUAAGUCGGGAGAGGCGGUUGAAGGAAUGUAUCCCCCCACAUGCAGCUGAGAGAGAGAGAGAGAGAGAGAGUGGGGCAGGUCCGGACAAAGUGCAGAAUGAGCUCACGCCAGGAGAGGAGUGAGUGGAACGAAGCGCAGAGACACCAGCUGUAGAGUGGGAGACGUCCACUGCAGAGGGAUUACCAAGCUGGAGCUGGGGAGCUGUCCCUAGAUGAGACGGGUCAUUGGACAGAGGCCUAAACUGUCCUGUGUCUUCACCCAUGGAGCUCAGAUCCAGGUGACAACAGGGAAUGUACCGGUCAUUUGGAGCUCAGGCUUCUGAUUACACUUCAUUCCAAGGUACUGCUGUCUCCAGACGGACAGGAAUCGUGUAACGUCUGGAGCGUCCUUGAUCUCAGAACCAUGUAGAACCAUGUGUUCUGGCAAUUCUAGAGUGAAGUUGCUUACCUGGAGAGGAAGAAUUUAAGCUUCUGGAUCUUUUAUUUUUUGGCUGGCGCUGUAAGAACUGAAACAAAGGCUGAAAUGGAUUUAUGACUCAACAUGGAAGAGCAGCUUUCUGGAAGCAUCUAGCUGCAAUAAAGCUGGCAUUAAAUGCAGAUCAUUACUGACGAAGGAGGUACAGUAAUGGUGUGAGCGAUGGAAUAACUCACUGACUCAUCUCAAGCGCAAGAAAGCAUACAGAAAUAACUACAAACAAAAAAACACAACUAAACGGUGCUCGCGCCGGACUCGUGCCUGUGCCUGCCCCCCCUGGACAUGUUCCGGCGGAAGAAGAAGCGCAGGAGGCCGGAGAUCUCGGCGCCGCGGGACUUCCAGCACCGCGUGCACACCUCCUAUGACCCGGCGCAGGGCUGCUACCUGGGCCUGCCACCCCAGUGGCAGAGCCUUAUCGACACCCUCAAGAGGCCCAAACCUAUGGUGGACCCCUCCACCAUUACCCAUGUGGAACCCGUCCCCAGGAAGACCAUUGUGCGUGGGAGCUUCAUCGGUCAUGGUGACUACAUCUCCGCUGCCCUCAAUCAGAUGGCCCGCCUCUCUGUCUCCAGUUCCAACUCUCUCCGCCGCACCAGCCCAUCGCUACGGAAACGCGCCAAGUCCAUGGGCCGCAUCGGCGAGGUCACCGAGGGCGACGGCUACCAGUACGAGGAGAUGAACGCCGAGGCACUGGCACGGGCAGGUCAGACGAGCCCGUCGGGCGACUGGCAGGAGAGGGUUUGGAAUGUGCACAGCGAGAGAGGCAGCCCGCUGGGGCCUAGCAGGACCACUGCCACGCUACAGGCCAACGGCGGCGCACCGCGCGCUAAGUCUGUGCACGAGGUGUGCCUCGACCCCUUCGCCCGCCCCAGGGCCACGCCAAGUGGUGCUGCGUCUCCACCCGAGGCCCUCAGAGGUGGGGAGAUGGGCCGCUACGCCAACAGCGAGGCAACCCGCGCUCAGCCAAUCAACAUGGCUCAAAGAAGCAGUGCAACCAAUCAGAGGCCUGCUUCCCUUUUCCUAAACCACCCACCCUCCAAUCACACGCCUACUAAGGUUAACCUCAGUCCCAAGCUUGAUGGCAUCUCCAUGGAAACCCCAAGGAGGCCUCACUCGACUUAUGACUUCAAGACAAACUCUAUGGGCAUUGCAGCCAUCUCUCGGCCCAAUGGCACCAGCACCCCAAAGUCUUCCCAACGAUCGUCCCUCCAGCCGGCCUCACACCCUUUCUCUAGUCUGUCCAUGGGGCCCCCUACAGGCCGGAGUGACACUGCACCUCUCCCCAAGUACUCCAGCCACCUCCAGGGCCCGAGGGAGGAAGGCCAGCGUUCCUCCCCAGCAGGAGCUCCGUCUACUGGGCCAGCGGGUCCUGGAUCCCCCUGCCUCCGUCCACCGAAAACACUAUCCCCAUCCCCCGAUCAAGAGCCACCUAAGGUGACCCACGAGCAGUUCAAGGCGGCGCUGCAGAUGGUUGUGGAUAAGGGCGACCCGCGUGCCUACCUGGAGAACUUUGUCAAGAUCGGCGAAGGUUCGACUGGUGUGGUGUGUAUCGCCCGGGAGAGGCACACAGGUCGACAGGUCGCCGUGAAGAUGAUGGACCUACGCAAGCAGCAGAGGAGGGAAUUGCUCUUUAAUGAGGUGGUGAUCAUGAGAGACUACAGGCAUAGGAAUGUGGUGGAGAUGUUCAAGAGUGCACUUGUGGAGGAAGAACUGUGGGUGAUCAUGGAGUACCUGCAGGGCGGCGCUCUCACCAACAUCGUCUCAGAAACCAGGCUAAAUGAGGAACAGAUCGCUACCGUGUGUGAGGCAGUCCUUCAGGCGCUGGCUUAUCUACACUCUCAAGGAGUUAUCCACAGAGACAUCAAGAGUGACUCCAUUCUCCUGACCGUAGACGGGAGGAUAAAGCUGUCCGAUUUUGGCUUCUGUGCUCAGAUCAGUAAGGACAUCCCCAAGAGGAAGUCCUUGGUGGGGACGCCAUAUUGGAUGGCACCAGAGGUUGUUUCCAAGACGCCGUACGGCACUGAGGUGGAUAUCUGGUCCUUGGGCAUCAUGGUGGUGGAGAUGGUGGAAGGAGAGCCACCGUACUUCAGCGAGACACCCGUCACCGCCAUGAAAAAACUGAGGGACGAACCCGCACCCACUGUCAAGAACACACACAAGGUCUCCCCAGUUCUGAGGGACUUUUUGGGCUCGAUGCUGACCCGGGACCCCAAGGAGCGGGCCAGUGCUGCGGACCUCCUCCAGCACCCGUUCCUCCUGCAGAGCGGCACACCCCGAUGCCUGGUGCCCCUCGUGGAGCAGUUCCGCAAGAGGAUGUCACUCUGCUGAGGAAUAUUUACCCCUGCUGACGCCUAUUUGCCCCUGCUGAGGCUUACUUAUUUGCCUCUUCUGAGAUCACAUGCUGUUAGUAGUACCUGUCAGCAACAAUACAUCAUCUGUAGGGUAAAACUAACCUGUCUCACAACGGUCUAAUUGCUGCUUGUUUAUGUGUGUGUGUGAGAGAGAGAGAGAGAGAGAGAGAGAGAGAGAGAGAGAGAGAGA